Arabidopsis arenosa is the source of this 1347-nucleotide messenger RNA. Lineage: Eukaryota; Viridiplantae; Streptophyta; Magnoliopsida; Brassicales; Brassicaceae. The record is from the annotation of a GenBank genome assembly.
AGGCAAAAGAAGACUCUUAGGUCGUUGAUUCAAAUUCUACCUAUAUUUGCAUUCACUUAAUGGUCAAACCUACAAUGGAAUUGACUCUAACAUCCGAUCCGGCCGGAGGAAAGACUUAUUACUACAAGGGCUUGUGCCAACCAACAAGAAGGGGACGGAGCAAAGACAUCUCUUGGCCAGAACCGGACAUUGCCCUUUACCAUCUCACCACUAGGAGACUGGGACUCGAGGCGUGUUGGUGUGGAGAGAUGGGUCACUCUUGCGCAUCUCGCGCUGUGGUGAUUGGUAGAGGAGCCGAGCGAAAUGACCAGCAACAGGAGGAUGAGAUGCCGAGGAAUUUUGGUGCUAAUCCCACAGGACCAAUCCCGUUGUUUGGGCCAGCCGAGAAGACAGACAGCGCACUCAGGACUAGGCCCGUACAAGAAAGAGUUGAUUGCCCGAAAGAGGGCAGCGCCUCGCCUCAAAACCUGUGUGGUAGCAUUACCCCGGUGCAAGUGUCUCCUCUUUGGUUGCGGGCCUUAGCUGGAUCUGAAUCAGUGGGCGGAAUCGAAGUGUCCGUGAUGGUAGUGGUGGAUCGCUUUUCUAAGUAUGCUGUGUUCAUAGCAGCGCAACAUGCAUGCACCGUCCAUGAUGCUGCGGAGUUGUUCCUUAAGCAUGUGGUCAAAAUCUUUGGCUUGCCCAGGGAUAUUGCUCUCGGGUGCCUUCAAAAGGAAGUUCCUCCACUAAAUCGGAAUCUGACUCACAAGUCGAAUAGUCCUCAGCCAUGGAGAAAAGCGGGGCAAAUUGGACAAUACCACCAUAACUUUGCUUCUUCACUCGAGUUGCCUCCUUCACUGUUUACGCAUGUUCUAAUAGUCGAGUUGCUUGUUGCUAAACGCACCCUAUGGUUCCAUCCCUGUAAGAGAAUCAAAGAAGCAGGAAGACAUGGGUAUUGGUACCUGGGGCAAAGAGUAUACAAAUCGUUGGUUCGGGAGCACACUCACUCGGAACUAUUCUCCUCCGCUAAAGAGAAGGUUGAGUCACAGGUUCGGAUGGAGCCCCGAGGGCUUAGGGUAACUUUAGGGCAUAUGACCAAGUCGAUAACUCAGAUCUGUCAACGAAGAUGUCCACCGCCUGUUACCCAGAACAAUUCAUCUACCAACCCAGAAGGGAGAUCUUCCCAUUUUGGUAUCGGGAUAGCGAAGCAACGAUUAUCUUCAAUCGAAAAUCAAGGUCUGGCGAAGUCUUGAGGGCUGAGGGCACAGGUGAGAAAGCUCAGAUGAUAGAAAAGGACCUUCUUUGACAUUCGAGAGUCGAAAGCCCUGCUGCUAAGAUGGCUCCUAGGUGAAAUAAAGGAUGGAGUGGUCU